AUGGGGACCGCAUUGAAGACCUGGGAGCUCGAGAACUCCGUCAAGCUCGUCGACCCCAGCAAAGACGCCCUCUACAACUACUCAGCCUCCGCACAGAAAGCAAUCAACGACGCGCACCCAUGGCGAACCGACCCCAACUACUUCACCUCCGUCCGCAUCUCGGCCAUCGCCCUCCUCAAGAUGGUCAUGCACGCGCGCUCGGGCGGCUCAAUCGAAGUCAUGGGCCUAAUGCUAGGCAAGAUUGAAGCACACACAUUUGUCGUCACCGAUGCAUUCCGGUUACCAGUCGAAGGAACAGAGACACGAGUCAACGCACAAGACGAGGCAAACGAGUACAUGGUAGAGUUCCUGCAGCGCGCACGAGAACAAGGCCAGAUGGAGAACGCCGUCGGCUGGUACCACUCACAUCCCGGCUACGGCUGCUGGCUCUCCGGCAUCGACGUCAAUACACAGAAGACGCAGCAAAUGUUCCAAGACCCCUUCUGCGCCAUCGUCAUCGACCCCGAUCGAACCGUCUCCGCGGGCAAAGUCGAAAUCGGCGCCUUCCGCACAUACUCCACAGAGUACGUCGAGAACCAAGCGAAAGCGGGUGGCGGCUCCAAGAACGUGAGUGGCGCGGAGAGCGAUGGCUUUGAGACUAUUCCGCUCGGCAAGAUUGAGGACUUUGGUGCACAUGCAAACCAUUACUACUCCCUGGAAGUGUCGCACUACAAGUCUUCGCUUGACGCCAAGCUCCUAGAAGCGCUAUGGAACAAGUACUGGGUGCAAACACUCUCAUCAUCGCCCCUUAUCUCCAACCGCGACUACGGCACCAAGCAGAUCUCCGACCUCGCCCGCAAAAUGCAGCAAGAGAACAACGCCAGCAAGCGCUUCAAGGGUGGAGCGGGAUACGCGACGAACAACGAAAGCAAGAACCAGUUGACCAAGCUGGGUGCGGCGGGAAGCAAGAUUGCUCGUGAAGAGGACAUGGGACUGCUAGCGGCGAAGGUCAAGGAUAAGGUGUUUGGUCUUGCGGAUGGCGGGGAGGUCAAGAGCCAGGAGGUUGAGAUGGAGACUUCCUAG
Messenger RNA from Alternaria ethzedia, 1062 nucleotides. RefSeq lists its product as uncharacterized. The coding region runs from base 1 to 1062 and encodes 353 amino acids. NCBI's taxonomy places the organism in Eukaryota, Fungi, Ascomycota, Dothideomycetes, Pleosporales, Pleosporaceae. Gene Ontology annotation, molecular function: metallopeptidase activity; deNEDDylase activity; protein binding. The transcript has 2 exons. The record is from RefSeq and is a predicted model, not a curated record. Gene Ontology annotation, cellular component: COP9 signalosome; cytoplasm. Gene Ontology annotation, biological process: protein deneddylation.